UCCGCUACCAAUUGCUUCAGAGGAGCUACCUAGGUGAGACAACCUUUGACGGCUAUUCACGCUCGUACUUCUCACUACACUGUGCAUUUCCACGUGACAGGGCAUGCCUUGUGACCUGUGGUCGGUGUGGGCGGCGCUGACUGCGGGCGCCCUCCUGCUGGCGGCCGUGCUGUGGCGGCGGUACGCCACGCACUUCUCGCGGCGCGGCGUGCCCUGCGCGCGGCCGCUGCCCCUCGUCGGCAACAUGCUGCAGAUGACGCUCGGCAGGAAGGCCAUCCCCGACGUCGUCGCGGAGCUGUACGACAAACUCGACCCGCACCCGUACGCGGGCGUCUUCAACUUCACGAUGCCCCUCCUCAUGAUCAGGGACCCGGAAAUCAUACGCGCCAUUACCGUCAAAGAUUUCGACCACUUCACUGACCACGUGGGCUUCGAGACGAGCAGCAAGAAGGCCAACCCUCUGCUGAAGAAGAUGCUUUUCUCCUUGAAAGGAAAGGAGUGGCACGACAUGCGAGCCACCCUGAGCCCGGCAUUCACUUCCAUGAAGAUGAAGAACAUGUUCGUUCUGAUGACAGAGAUCGGGCAGCAGCUUGUCGAUUAUCUGCUGAAAGAAACUGGGGAUGGCGAAGGUAAAACCCUGACACUGGAGAUGAAGGACUUCUUCACGCGCGUGACCAACGACAUCAUCGCGACGACGGCCUUCGGCAUCAAGGUGGACUCUCUGUCGGACCCCGACAACCAGUUCUACAGGAUGGGCCGCAGCCUGAUCAGCAUCAAGCCGCUCGUCGGAGUCGGCUACAUGAUGUCCCCGAGGCUCAUGGAGUUACUGGGAAUACCGUUCUUCGAUCCGAAGACUGUGGGAUUCUUCAGGACCAUGGUGUCGGACACCAUAGAGACGAGGGAGAAGCAAGGCUUGACUAUAGACUGUAACAAUACUGUUUCGACUGUUGCUGUGGUGACAGAACUGAGUGAGGACGACAUCGCGGCGCAGGCGAUGCUGUUCUUCUUCGGCGGCUUCGACACGGUGGCCACGCUGCUGAUGUUUCUCAGCUACCUGCUGGCCACCCACCAGGAGGUGCAGCGGCGGCUGCAGGAGGACAUCGACGCCCUCAUGCAGAAGAGCGGGGGCCAGCCCGGCUACGAGCAGGUGGUCGGCUGCCAGUACCUCGACAUGGUGAUCUCGGAGACACUCCGCAUGUACACGCCCGGCGCUGUGCUGGACCGCAAAUGCGUGCGCCCCUACAAGCUGCCGGCCACAGAGAGCUGCCCCGGCCUGGAGAUCCAGCCUGGAGAAGGCAUCUGGGUGCCGGUCCACGGCAUUCACCACGACCCCAGGAACUACGAGGACCCCGAACGUUUCGACCCCGAGCGCUUCAGCCCAGGGAACAAGCACCUCAUCAAACCGUUCACGUACUAUCCAUUCGGGUCCGGACCUCGCGUCUGCAUCGCCCAGAGGUUCGCACUGAUGGAAACCAAGGUUGUGAUGGCGCACCUGCUGUCGCGGUUCAGCUUCUGCGUGGUGGAGAAGACGCCCGUGCCGCUCGUGAUCCAGCCGAACAACCUGUCGCUCGGGAUCAAGGGCGGCGCCUGGGUCGGCAUUCGGCGUAGGUCGUGAACACUUGUCUCACGUGCGACAGAGCGAACUCAAGUAUUGCCGUACUACGACGAACUGCGUCAAGAAAUAAUUUGUAGUUACUACACUUAAGCUCAGAAUAUGUUAUAUGACAAAGGAGAAGUUAAGAGGAUGAAAAUAUCAAAAUAAUCCAGUCUCCACCUGUAAAAGUCUCUUCACAAGACUUUAUGAUGACUCCCGAAAAUUUUCACUGAAUGCAGUACAAUGUAUUCAAACUGAACCAUGACAGAUACUCGGAACGUGUCGAUCACGCAAGGGCAACCGCCAAAUACGACACUGAAAGUCGCUCCCUGUAAUCACUUCUUCUCAAGAACCGCUAAAAUUGUUUUGAAUAUGGAGUAAAAAUUAAUUACGAUGAGAAUACUGUGCCAUUAGUGUUAUCUACCAUUGUAAUGACGUAACGGGGAUUUAAUGGAUUAAUCUUAGCUUUUGACUGUUCGAUUAUUUUCGCAGCAGUGUAGCAUCUGACCAAAGAGAGUUUCGAAAUUCUGGCCUAUGCACUACGUUAAUUAGACUGAAUACUAAAUAUGAUACCAGAUAAGAAUGUAAUUGUAUUAUUCAUAAACUCUAUUUUGAUGUGCUUUCACUGCAUGACAAAUAUCAAAAAGAAAUAUCCAUUGCUGUAUUUUUUAUAUCUAUGAAGACUUAAGGGUUUUUAUUUAUCAAGCAGAUAUAUAUUAUGUAUAUGAUAUUUAUAAUUUACAGUAUUUUUAUAAU
This is a messenger RNA of Schistocerca piceifrons (Central American locust), 2350 nucleotides long. RefSeq names its product cytochrome P450 9e2-like. NCBI's taxonomy places the organism in Eukaryota, Metazoa, Arthropoda, Insecta, Orthoptera, Acrididae. Bases 104 to 1615 code for a protein of 503 amino acids. Gene Ontology annotation, molecular function: oxidoreductase activity, acting on paired donors, with incorporation or reduction of molecular oxygen; monooxygenase activity; iron ion binding. The transcript has 8 exons. The record is from RefSeq and is a predicted model, not a curated record.